AUGAAGGUCACCAUCUGGGUUUCCUCUGUCCUCGAGCAAGGCAUCAAACCCCAAACACGUCCUAUGAUCUGGCGUGUCACCGUCGUCAUGGUGAUGCUGCUCGACGUCGCCCAGUUGCAGGCCGCGUUGAACCCUGCGCUGGAAGACGUCGUCCCUUCCCGGGAAGCCGUCCGACCUCCUGACAUCAGAGAGGUCCGAACCUCGCCGUCCUCCUCCCCCGUGUUCGCCGAGCACGCCAACCUCCGGUGGGCGACGUGGGGCGGCCGCCUCCCGAGCGGCGCCGUCGCCGUCUUCAACGGCUACGCCGGACGCACGGACUACGUGUGCAAGGUCAACUGCGAGGCCGGCUUCUACUCGCCGGGCCAAGAAGGCGGCGACUUCUGCCGCUACCCGUACGCCGACAAAGAGUACGCGUCCUCUGAGUUCGAGAUGCUGAUCAACGUGGACCAAUUUGAGUUCCUGGAGUGGGUCGAGGGUUCGUACGGGUCGGUGCCGAGCUACGCCGUCAAAACCUGCCCCGACGCCGACAUCUUCGUGGGCAAGAACAAGUACGGCCUCGGCAAAGUGGUGGUCCAACACAAGGCCUUCUUCCUGCCCUGGGAGGGCGAUGAGUACUGGUACAAGAGCUACCAGGUCCUGGCCGUCAGCCGCGACGGCUACAGCCAGCACGUGUCCCACGUGGAGUACGGCGUGGACCAGAUGGAGCUCUUCCACCACCCCCCCGAGGCCUUGCAGCUCGCCAAGGUCACCAACCUGGAGUGCCGAGACGUGCAGAAGACGGUGAGGCUGGAGAAGACCAGCUCGGUGGAGAAGACCUGGGACAUCGGCCGGGUGACCCGCAACGGCACCGUGUCCACCAUGAAGGCCAAGGUGCCGAUACUCAGCCCGGGCGACGUGGACUUCACCAAGGAGCAGACGGUGACCUUCUCCGAGGGCACCAGCGUGACGGAGUCCGUGGGUCAUGCCGUCUCCGUGAAGCUGCUGGUGCCGCCCAACCACUCGUGCGCCGUGAGGAUGGACGGCAGGAAGAUGACUGCAGACAUUCCGUUCACCGGCCGGCUGAGCCGGACCAACCGCGACGGAGACACACGCUGGACGUUCAUCACGGGCGUGUACGACGGCAUGAGCGUGGGCGAGAUCAACACCGUGGUGGAGAGGUGCCGGCCGGUGGCGGACGCCGUGCCCUGUCCGUCGGCUCAAGGCUGA
This is a messenger RNA of Pseudoliparis swirei, 1206 nucleotides long. Its product is annotated as natterin-3-like. The record is from RefSeq and is a predicted model, not a curated record. Lineage: Eukaryota; Metazoa; Chordata; Actinopteri; Perciformes; Liparidae. The transcript has 3 exons. The coding region runs from base 1 to 1206 and encodes 401 amino acids.